AUGAUUUCUGUGAACAGACUCAGACUGGUACUCCUGGUGUGUGGUUUCUUCACUUUUUGGGAUCCUGUGAAAACACGGACGCAUGAGAAAGGAUCAACAACCACGGGAUGGGGGUUUCCUUUACAGCUCGUCUGUGGAGGGAAACCUUAUAAUCCUCAAAAAGACACUUGCUGUAAACCCCAUGAAAAUGGAAAAGGUAACCUGACAAAAGGCCUUAGUGAAAGGAUGUCUCAAUGCUGUGGAGAGGUGGCGUACAACCCACUUAAUGAAAUAUGCUGUAACCGAACUGUGAAACCCAAACCUUCACAUGAUGCCAAAUGCUGUGGUGAAGUGCCUUAUGAUAAAAAGAAGAACAUCUGCUGCACUGGCAAAGUGCUGGAGAACCGUUCUCCUGACCAUCUGUGCUGCUACGGGAAACUGUUUGACUCUUCUAUUGAGAAUUGUUGCCAGUUUGUGUUUCCUCGGAUUCAGCUGAAAAUCAAUAAUUCCAACGUCUGUGAGAAAAACUUAACAUGUGAUCCCACAUUUUCUGGAAAUAAUCACUGUAAGAACUUCAGUGCUGACAACCAAACCAAUGAGAUCAACAAAUCAGACGAGCAGGUUUGUGAGGACGGGAAUGAAAAGGAGGUGUACCAUAAGAAGGAAGGUUUUGAAUGCUGUGGUCACUACUAUUUCAACCAUACCCUCUGGUCUUGCGAGAAAAGAAAACUGCAUGGGAAAAUCCAAAAUGACACUAAUUUGUUGUUUCAACCCGACUAGUUUCUGCAUUUUUAUGAGAUUUAUGUAGUGGAUUUUUUUUUUUGUGUGCAGUCUAAACAUCAGUGAGAGAAUACUCAAGUAAGUAUUAGGAAGAUCUUUCCUUUUAAUCACCAAAAGCAAAGUCUUGUGUAUAUUCCUCUUUUUUUAAUUUAAUUGGCUAUUCUGGAUGUCACGGCUCUGAACAGCUGUGCCCUAAAAUUGAGUGAAGAGAAAAAUGGCUGCUGCCGUACUUCAACAUCCUGAUAUCAUAAGAACACCUAUUCCAUAUGCUUCACAAAUUAAGCUGUGUAAAAUAUGCACUUGUUUAAUGAUGUAUUGACUGACUAACCACAAUGUCACUUCUCCAGUCCACUGUAUGUAUUCUCAGUAGGUUGCCAGUGGCUGGUCUGACAUGCUUGUUGUUACUGUAUUACGUCUCAUUUUUGCUGUGGUAAACCAGUGUGAUCACAACUUAGCUAAGAACCAGUCUGUCUUUCCACAUUCAAAGAACCAGUUCUACAUCAUGCCUUUAAACUAUACUCAAUAUUUUUGUCUCAGGAUUGCGGUAGAGGGCGAUAGCUUAUAGGACCCAAAUGACUGUUCUUGUCUCUGAUCCAUGUAGACAGCCCAGUUAUGAUUGCGGUUUUAACAGUCAGUGGUUUUGAACACACUUUACAAUGCGAGCUGGAUCUUUACGACGGUCUCAUUGUGAACUGGGAGUGGGUUGAUGGUGCUGUUUUUGCAAGUCAGAAUACAGUGGGAUUUGUUAUGUGAUUUGGUGCUAACUGCUUUCAGGAAUACAACAACAUAACUAUAUUCAAAGACAAGAAUAUGUUUACAAAUAAAUAUUUAUAGCACUAGUGGUGCCACUGUUUAUCCAGGCACACAAUGUUAGAAGUGCUUAUGGAAAACCGAAUCGCCUCGGCAAUAAGCGCCAAGCCGUAUUAGCAACUUCAGGGCUGUUUUUGUUGCUUUUUCAGGCUGGGACUCAGGAAAUGUUUGCAUAUAAACAAAAUGAAUCAACAGUAACUCCGCCUAGUUCAAAUAAAAACUCUGACAUUUGUUGGGAAAUUAAAUAAUCAAUGUUAAAUAGACUCAUCUUUUUAAGAGAAUAUUUGAGCUCAGCUGUACAAAUGACUCUUCAAACAACUUAAAUUAAAAAAUUCUUGACCUGACUUGUCAUUAUUUAAUGAGUUUUUGUCCAAUUUGAGGCACUUUAAAAUGUAAAAUAACUAAAAAGCAACACUUACUCCUUAUAACAUCACUGCCUUUACCUUUUGAACACAUUUCUUUCUUUCCUCUGUGUCAGCUGUGAAUUGGUGCCACAAAGAGUCGACUCUUUGAGUGGUGUAAACAGACUUGGCCACAAGCAAAGAUUAGCACAAAAAAUUUAUUCAUGGGUUAAAAAAACAAAGUGAGCAAAUACAGUCUAUACGUACAAUCUAUAGGAUUUAUAGAGCUUUUAACUUUAGCAAUAACAUUUGUUGCUGCAUUUAUACAAUGCAUGCAACUUCUUAAUUACUGUACACAUUAUACUAUAUUAACUGGAAAGUUUCUCUGUUUUUACUAUAUCAAAAUUCUGAUGUGAUUUUUUUUAAAACCGAAAUUACUGCCACUAAAUAUGUAGAAAUGUAAUCUCAUCUGCACGCCAUAUUUAUCUUAAAGGGGGGGGAAAUAUUAUCGAAAAUUGACUUUUUUGAGCUUUACGUCAUGUACAUCAGAACCGAGUGCCGUCCUCGACAACAAAGCUCAGUGUUUAAGCUUCUGAGCUUCCAUGUUACAGAGCAGCAGCUCGUCUAAACUCCUUCAGACUAGCCAGACGGGCAUAAUCCAAGAAGUGUGUGCUCUGCUCUUUCAAAUGCAGAGUUACGAGUGGAACUGUGCAUUCGACUCUCCCAAAAGCCAAGAGUGUCAGAAAGAGUAAGAGUUGUUAAAGAGACAGAUUGCAUUUUGAAAUCAUAAUAUAUUUUUACAAUGUUGCUGUCUACAAUGGUUAAAAUGAAGCUCGAUCAGUGAAAAAAAGCUAUCCCAUCAUUUCGCCAUAUAUUUUCUCCUUGUCUUGGGGGGAGAUCCAUUGUCAUAGCAGGGUCUGCAUAGGCUGCUGGAUUUUUUUUUCCUGCAGAUUUUUGCCCAGGGAACUAUUGCUCAUGUUUAUGACAAAAGCUACACUGUUUAUAUAUAAGCUUAAUAGAUGUCAUAUAAUGUGGCCUUUGAUAAUAUAUAUACGUUUACAUAUAUAUUUAUGUCUAACAAGUUCAGACAUAAACAUUGUAAUCCCAUAUUGUUAAUGCAUCAGUUGUCGAAAAAAAUAAACAUAGAUUUUUGUGACUUAUGCUUCUUUCUAACAACUUCGAUCAGUUCUUAUGAAUGUGAAUUCUGUACUGUAACAUGUGCAGUAGUUAUGGAAAACAUGGUGACUCUGAACCUUUCCUUUUUACUGCAUGUAUUUGAAUGAGUUUUUUUAAAUAAAAAAUAUACUCAAUGUUUAUUCACAAUGUUUUUUUUUUAUCAAUACACUGUAUGUUUGCAUUGACUGGUGUCUUUCAAAUAAA
Molecule: messenger RNA, 3290 nt
Organism: Poeciliopsis prolifica (blackstripe livebearer)
Lineage: Eukaryota; Metazoa; Chordata; Actinopteri; Cyprinodontiformes; Poeciliidae
Product: usherin-like
Exons: 9
Coding region: 1-759 (252 amino acids)
Source: RefSeq, a predicted model, not a curated record